Molecule: messenger RNA, 1557 nt
Organism: Anoplophora glabripennis (Asian longhorned beetle)
Lineage: Eukaryota; Metazoa; Arthropoda; Insecta; Coleoptera; Cerambycidae
Product: CAP-Gly domain-containing linker protein 1-like
Exons: 6
Coding region: 1-1557 (518 amino acids)
Biological process (GO): non-motile cilium assembly; cytoplasmic microtubule organization
Cellular component (GO): centriolar satellite
Source: RefSeq, a predicted model, not a curated record
AUGGAUGAAGAAGGUACUUUAAAAGUGCCAGAAAAUUUUAAUAUGUCUAAAAUUAAUAUUCCAGAAAUACCAGAUGACAUUAUUUUCCCAGAUGAAUUAAAUAGACUUUUGAGAGAACAAAUCCGAUACUACACACACGAAAAUGGUAUGCUUCAGAAAAAUUUAUCAGAAAGUGAAUUCAAAUAUAGUACUUGCAAAAGUAAAAUUGCCCAAUUAGAAUCAAAGUUGAAAAUGUAUGAGAAUGAUGGAAAAAGUAUAUUGAAUUCAACUCAAGUUGCUAGCUCUAGAAUAGUCGAACUAAGUAAAAAACUACGGGAAAAAAACUCUGAACUGGAAGCACUAAAGACGAAGAACUCAAAAUUGGAACAACUUAUUUAUGAAUUGCAAGAAAAUCCAGUGGAAAACAGGGAUACAGUUUUGCAAGAUGAAGAAAAGCCUAAGAAUGAGUUAGAAGAAAAUAUAAAAAAACUAGAAGAAAAACUGAGUUAUAAAACAAGUAAACUUUCAGAGGUAAGAAACGCAAAUUUUCAGUUAAAAAAUGACUUGAAAUUGAUGAAUAAAUGGUUACAACAAGAAACUGGUGAAAGUUUUGAAUCUCUACAAUCACUGACAAGUUCAAGUGGAUGUUGGAGAGGCAGAGCCCAAAUCAUUAUUGAUUUGCAACAGAAAAAUAAUGAACUGAAAGAGAAGUUGAAAAAUGUCCAAGAAAAAGGUAUUAGCAAAAAUUCUGUGGAAUCACUUUCGAGUAAAGCAGAGAGCAAAAUCAGUUUCUUAUCUAAAGAAAAUGAUGAUUUAAAAGCACAACAUGAAGAACUUAAGAAAAAAUGUGAUGUAUUAAGGGCUAGAUGCCGAGUUCUUGAGAGUGAUUAUACUCUUCUAAAGUCUAAGUAUACGAUGACCAAAGAACAGUCAGAGAGAGAUCAAGACAUCAUUGCAACAUUAUCGGCUCAGAUAUCAAACACUAGGGAGAUGAAAAGUAAUAUAUUGAAAGAGAAGGACAGUUUAAUUAUGAAAAUUGAAAAAGAAAAAGACAUGUUAGCUAAACAAAUCGAAGAAUAUAAAUCUGCUGUUAAGAAAAUCAAAGAUGAUUUGGAACUGAAGACUGAAGAAGUAGAAAAUUUAAAUAAAUCACAGUCUUGUCAUAAAUGCGGAAUUCAAUACCAAAAUGAAAAGAAAGUAAGUCUCUUAGAAGCAGAACGACAAAAACUCUUGGAACUUACUGAACUUCAAAACAACCGUCUAAUGGCAGAGAGGGAGGCACAUUCCAAAACUCAGUUCUUGCUCCGGUAUGAGAAACAACGGGCUGCUAAAGCUGAAGCGAAUGCAGCAAGAAAAGAACUGGAAUCGAACUAUUCCUUAUCAAGUUACAGUUCAUCUAAUAUUUCAGAGAAAGCUCUUGGUUUUAGUUUGAAGGACCAGCUAGAACUUGCAGAAGAGAAUAUAAAAGCAUUAAAGACAAGACUGGAAAUAGAGCAGUUUGAAAGGAAAACUGACUUGCAAGAAUUUGCAAAAGUUUUGCAAAGUUUUGAUAGCAAAGUGGAGUGUAUUGAGAUGUGA